CCGGUGUUACCAGACCCCGGUGCUACUGGAGCCCGGUGUUACCGGAGCCCGGUGCUGCCAGAUCCCGGUGUCACCGCAGCCCUGGGAGCGCGGGUGCCGGCCGGGAUGCGCUGAGGGCUCCGGGCAUGGAGGGAUGGAGGGAUGGAGGGGAGCGGCCGCAGAGGAGGAUCCGGAGCCGGGCCCGGGCAGGGGUGGCGGUGCUGAGAAGCCCCCGGACCCCAAGGCCGGCUCCGAGGGGCCGCGGUGCUCCCGGGGACGGCUCCGAAGGGUGCGGGGGAUGCCCCGGGAGCUGCGGGCAGCGGGAAUGGGAACGGACAGGGACUGCGGGAGCCCUUUGGGAAUGCGGAGGGAAGGCUCUGGCAGGGGGCGAGCAGAAACAGCCGGAGCGCCACAAGGCUGUUCCAGCCUUUCAGCGCCUUCUGCUGCUUUCUGCUGUAUUUAUGGUGUUUGUCACAUCUUAGAUGCUCUCGUUGCCGGUGAAGCAGAGUUAGUGCUGAAUUCUGUGCGUUUGCUGCCUUGGGAGCAAUGUUUAAGUGACCUUUUGCGUAACACAUGAAGGGUCACGGGCACAAACCUUUGUGUUUUCACUGCCAGAUCAGCCUUAGCUUCUCCAACCCUUGCAACAUACUUGAGCUUUAGUUUCUAUUUGUGGAAAGCCGCCUUUCUAAAAUGGAUAUCUUUUUCCACGCUAAUACAUUGUUACUGGGGUCUAGUUAAGAGUUGGAGAAGAUGCAAGGAGUGUAAGAGGCACUCACACUGCUGGUUCUUUUGAGCUGGAAGAUUGAAUCUGUGUGAGUAAUCCAAGAGAAACAACUGCCAGCCCCUGCCACGUUUUCAUCUGUUGGUAAACAUCAGCUGCUGGUUGGCCUUCAGGGAGCAAGACUGAAUUAGUUCCAGAUGGAGAACUCUUUCAGCCCAUUUAGACUUUCCAGUUGAUUUAAGCCAGCAGGUUGAUAACAGGUUAAUUAGUACAAAGGGCAGAGGUUCCUGCUUGGAUUUGCUGCGUUGGAAGAUUUUUGUGGGGAGUGUUUAAAGACAGACUGAGGUCAAAGACACUGCAGAAUCUGGAAGAGGAGUCAGUUAUAAUUGGAAAGGCUGUGUUGAGGUGCUCCAGAGGAAGAAGGAACACAGAGUCUGGUAGGCAGAAAACAUGGAGCAGCCCACAUGAAGAAGCACAUGGAGUUUAUAUUCCUGCAAGAUGUUCUUUGGAGGACCAAGCCCAGUUUUCCAGGCUCCUGGGAGAUGAACCAUUAACCACAUGACAUUUUUGCUUGGACAAGUGCUGUGUCAGUGUUGCUUUGUGUGAAGGACAAAUAAUUCAUUUCUUCACCUCACCAUGUCGGCCGUGAGCAGCUCCCUGACGCCGGAGACCCCGAGCCCUCCCCAGCUGGAGGAGAAGCCAAAGGGAAAACCCCUGUUCCAGCUGGGCUCACUCUUUGCUAACAGGAGUGAGAAAUUUGUGAUUGCUCGCAGCGACAGCCUGCCAGAGGAGAAUGUCCUGAAAAUCACAAUCACAGAGACCACGGUCAUCGAGUCCGACCUGGGCAUCUGGAACUCCCACGCUCUCAUCUACCUCACGUUGUGGUUUUUCUUCAGCUUUUGCACUCUGUUCCUUAACAAAUACAUCCUGUCCUUGCUGGAGGGAGAGCCCAGCAUGCUCGGUGCUGUUCAAAUGCUUUCCACCACCUUCAUUGGCUGCAUCAAGAUGUUUGUCCCAUGCUGGCUGUACCAGCACAAGACCCGCAUCUCCUACCCCCCCAAUUUCAUCAUGAUCAUGCUCUUUGUUGGAUUAAUGAGAUUUGCAACAGUGGUCCUGGGGCUGGUCAGCCUGAAGAAUGUGGCAGUUUCAUUUGCAGAAACUGUGAAAAGCUCUGCUCCUAUUUUCACUGUCAUCAUGUCCAGGAUGAUUUUGGGGGAAUACACCGGAUUGCUGGUGAACCUCUCCCUGAUCCCUGUGAUGGGAGGGCUGGCGCUGUGCACGGCCACUGAACUCAGCUUCAACAUCCUGGGCUUCUCUGCAGCCCUCUCCACCAACAUCAUGGACUGUUUGCAAAAUGUCUUUUCCAAAAAACUACUCAGUGGAGAUAAAUACAGAUUUUCAGCCCCAGAGCUUCAGUUCUACACAAGUGCUGCUGCUGUGGUGAUGCUUAUUCCAGCCUGGAUAUUUUUCAUGGACGUGCCUGUGAUUGGGAAAAGUGGGAGAAGCUUCAGCUACAACCAGGACAUUGUGAUUCUCCUCCUGAUCGACGGGGUCCUGUUCCACCUGCAGAGUGUCACAGCCUAUGCCCUGAUGGGCAAAAUUUCUCCUGUGACUUUCAGCGUCGCCAGCACCGUCAAGCACGCUCUGUCCAUCUGGCUCAGCAUCAUCGUGUUUGGGAACAGGAUCACCAGCCUGUCCGCCGUGGGCACCGUGCUGGUCACCGUGGGCGUGCUGCUCUACAACAAGGCCAAGCAGCACCAGCAGGAGACCCUGCACAGCCUGGCCAUGGCCCCCCAGCCACAGCCCGGGCCCACCGAGGACACCGAGCCCCUCAUCUCCAAGGAGCUGGAACCCUACAGUUAACGAGGCUCUUCACCCUCCCAGCCCGGCGGGGCUCCAAGGAAAUUGUCCUGGAUGUGGCUGUUCCUUGGGCUCCUCGGGGUUCCUCUGGGCUCCUCGGGGUUCCUCUGGGCUCCUCGGGGUUCCUUUGGGCUCCUCGGGGUUCCUUUGGGCUCCUCGGGGUUCCUCUGGGCUCCUCGGGGUUCCUCUGGGCUCCUCGGGGUUCCUCUGGGCUCCUCGGGGUUCCUCUGGGCUCCUCGGGGUUCCUCUGGGCUCCUCGGGGUUCCUUUGGGCUCCUCGGGGUUCCUUUGGGCUCCUCGGGGUUCCUUUGGGCUCCUCAGGGCUCCUGUGGGUUCCUUUGGGCUCAUUUUGGGCUCCCUUGGGCUCCCUUGGGCUCCUUUGGGCUCCCUUGGGCUCCUUUGGGCUCCCUUGGGCUCCUUUGGGCUCCCUUGGGCUCCUUUGGGCUCCCUUGGGUUCCUUUGGUCUCCCUUGGGUUCCUGGCAGGUCUCAUCCAGGACCUGAAGCAGAAAAGAGCUGGGAAGGAUCCAGGAAAGCCUUGGGAAUCUGGUGCCCCAAAGAGAGGACCUGGCACGUGACAAACGUGGGCUGUGUUGUCUUUCCUCCACUGCAAAUCAUGUCCAAGCCUGUGCUGGUGGAAGAACUUUGGUGUUUUGUGGGAGAACAAUUCCUGUCUCCCUCCCCAUCCAAAUAAUGUGAAAAUGUGGCCCCACCACUGAAUUCUGCUGGCAGAGGGAUGGAACUGGUGCCUCAUGGAAAUUCCCGGUUAUUCCCUGCAUCCUCUGUCAUUCCUGCGUGCUGUGGAGAUGGGAGAGGUCCAAGGAGGGGAUUGUCCCACCUGCCCUGCCCUGGGGUGGCCUCACCUCAAGCCCUGAGGGCUUUUGGGGACCCCCAAAACCUGCCCGAGCUCCAGGAGCAUUUGGACAGCACAGGAGGGGAUUUUGGGGUGUCUGUUCCAGGCAGGAGUCGGACUGGAUGAUCCUUGUGGGUCCCCUCCCACUCAGGACAUUCCAUAAUCCCAAGAGGGAUUAAAAUUCCCACUUUUCUGUCCCAAAAAAACCCAACUUUGUGGGUUUGGUCGAAGCAAACUGUGGGAAAUGAGCUGUGGUGAGCCCCCACUGCUGACUACAAAUCUGGGAUUUGUAGUGGUUUUCCUCCUAAAAUGUAACGUGGAAAUGUCAGACUGCGAUGAUUUACUGACAAAACUGAAAUUCAAGUGUUCACCCACACCCCCUGUGCAAAUGGAGUGUGGAAUUCAGUAUUGGGAGUUGCUUAAAGGUAAAAAAAACCACUGAAAAUUGUGGUGUAAAAGAAAGCAGGAUCUCUGUAUUUGUGUAAAAACCAUUUUGUUGUUUUAAUUUCGUUUUAUGAUGCAUGAGGAGAGAAACUGAUGGGGUUUUUUAUGUUAUUUCUAAGAGUGCAACAAAAAGCUGCCUUUUAGAAACUCAGGGUUAUGAGUCUAACCUGUGUGUAAAAUAUCUAAAAUUUCUGAUUGUGUAAAAUCUCAGAGGCAUUUUUGACAGAUGGAAUAUUAACCAUAAACUGAGGCAAAUCUUUAUUUUUGCUGCUCUUAAGUUUCCUUUUUUUUUUGAAGGAAAUUUGUUUUUGUGGUAGGUCAAAGAUUAAAAGUUAUCUUUCCUUUUCAAAAUUCUGAAGAACAGUUAUUAGUUUUGGGGGAAAAAAAAAACCAAAACGCACAUGUAGCUAUAAAAACAUUUACAUGGACUUUUUGGGAACAAAAUUUAAGUUAAAAUGAGUGGAUUUUAAUUGCCACUCUUCUGGAAGCUUGGAGCAUGGAUAUAUAGUGGUCUUUAUGGUAAAAAUAAUGGUUAAUGGGAAGUUACCUGUGGAAUUCCUGUAAAAUUCCAUUUCCACACCUCAGUGCCUGCCUGGGGCAGAUUCCCCAGAGAGCUGAGGGAGGGAAAUGCCAAUUUUUUCAUCCUUGUGCAUGUGAGAUGUCUGUGGUAUUUUAUUUCCUUUUGUACUCCUGUUACUUUUAUAAAAGCUGUGGACUGUGGAGCUCCGUGGGGUUUUUUUGGUUUGUUUUCUGCCAAAUACACUGAGAUUUUUGAAAGUACAACUGAAAAAAAAGUGUGGUUUGUGUCAUAUUUCUGCUUUAGGUGACAGAAAUCCCACCAUGAGCUGCCUGAGAUUCAUUUUAGAACCCAGCAGGUUUUUUUGUUUUUUCCUUUCUGUGAUCAAAACAGAGCCCUGGGAUUUGAGAUUUGGGAAUGGGAUUUGGUAAAAAAAAAUCUCAAAUUGUAUUGGCUUAAUAAAACUUACAUGUAAAAACUUUAGAUUAAUAAGAUAUAAAUCUACUAUUACUUUAUAAAACUUAAAAGAAACUUAAUAGGGCCUAAACUUAAUAGAACUUAAAAGACAUAAUUUAAUUGAGUAAUACUUAACUUAAACUAAAUUAUAUUUAAAUUUAA
Molecule: messenger RNA, 4989 nt
Organism: Prinia subflava (tawny-flanked prinia)
Lineage: Eukaryota; Metazoa; Chordata; Aves; Passeriformes; Cisticolidae
Gene: SLC35E2B
Product: solute carrier family 35 member E2B
Exons: 10
Coding region: 1337-2563 (408 amino acids)
Cellular component (GO): Golgi apparatus
Molecular function (GO): antiporter activity
Source: RefSeq, a predicted model, not a curated record